Messenger RNA from Osmerus eperlanus (European smelt), 2183 nucleotides. Its product is annotated as nascent polypeptide-associated complex subunit alpha, muscle-specific form-like. Gene Ontology annotation, biological process: prevention of polyspermy; binding of sperm to zona pellucida. The record is from RefSeq and is a predicted model, not a curated record. Gene Ontology annotation, cellular component: egg coat. Bases 3 to 2162 code for a protein of 719 amino acids. Gene Ontology annotation, molecular function: structural constituent of egg coat; acrosin binding. NCBI's taxonomy places the organism in Eukaryota, Metazoa, Chordata, Actinopteri, Osmeriformes, Osmeridae. The transcript has 9 exons.
ACAUGGAGCUUCACCCUUACUAUCCCUUUUACCAUCACCCCAAAAUCCCUGUCCCAUUCCCAGAGCCAGACCCAGACCCAGCUGAAGAACCCGGACCUGGAAAAGAGGCCGUCCCCAGUAAAAGAGCAGUGUGGAUCGACCCGCCUGCCCCCAUCUCCAGCCCACCUACCUCCCGGACCGUGACCAUCUCUUACCCCAACGUGCCUCGGCCCCGCCCCAAGGCGGGUCGGUUUGUCCCACCGCCUUCCCCCCAGCUCAACCACCCCCCCAGAGCAGACUUGCACAACCCCUUCCGCCCCCUGGGCAAACGGAUUGAGGAAUCCGCCCCUGCAGACGCAGGCUAUGAGUCACGCCCGGGAGGCCGCCUCAGAUGGUUGCCGUGGUUGCCAGAUCCUCGUCUAGCCGGUCCGCCCCCCUCCUUUCCCCCCUCCUCUGAUCCUCCCCAAAUCCUAACUGGAACCUCUCCUCUCCCCUCUCCAUCCCAACCCCUUGUCCCUCUAUAUCACCCCCCUCCUCCUCCCAACUACCUUAAUUCCCCUCUCUCCAAAUCAGCUACAAGUAACACCCCCCAGCAGGACCCGAACCCUGCGACACCCCCCCCUGCUCCCUCACCUGACUCCCUGCCUCCCCCCUACCCCUACAUCUACCACCCCUACUACUACCAUCACUACUACCAUGGCGGUAAUCCUUACAGGACACCCCUACCUGAUGACAUUCUCCCUCCUCCAUCUACAACACCGGGGACAACUCCAUCUCAGACCCCCGUCCCUACUGUUACCAUGGCACCCCGUCACCAUUCAGUCUCCCCACGAUCUGACUAUAAAUCCAAAAUGGCGUCCGGUGACUCUCAUAUUCCUCCAAGGGUUGGUCCUCUACCUGACAAACCUCUCCCCAUGGAAUCUCUGUUAGCUCCUGAUAUCCAACCUGAUCAUCCUCUGUACCCAUACUACUACUACUACCACCAGUACUACCAGACCAGAGAACCUACACCUGACCAGGACCGGGGCAGUACACCGAUGCCAGUGCUGGAGCUCUCUAAACCCCCCCUGGAUCUUGACCAACCGGUCACCCCUCCCUCAGGUCCGAGCCUUAAAGGCAUGUUGUAUUCUCAGCCCAGCCCUCCCAUGUCUCAACAGCCGCCUGCCAAUCUUCACCCAAAGUUCCUAGGCGAUGAGAAGGUUACUGGAAAGGCAGAUUUCAGUUCCGUGUCUGACACACAGACUCCCUGUGGUCUUGGCUCCAUCUGCAGUGGCCCUGUAGAGACUUACACUGUCAAAGGGUGUACAGCAGGACGUCACUUUGUCUUUGUGGUGCCUAGUACCCUGGUGGAGUCCACUGUGACCCCUCCCCUGUCCCUGAAGGCCAGUAACGUGUCAUGCACCCCCCAGAGGGUGAUGCGCACUGACUCCACCUUCUCUGACGUCUACACUGUACCCCUCCACGGCUGUGGAGUCCAGAAAUAUGAGGCAGGGCAGACGGUUGUCCACCUGUUGGAGGUCAGAGGUCUCCAGGCUCCGCCUACUGAGGCCGGCGGCACACACCAGGAAGCUCCUGUCAGACUGAUGGUGGAGUGUAUGGGGUCUCCCGGGUUCCCAGGGAAGAUCACCAUCAGGAGGAUGAGCCCAUCUCCGCCUCCUCCAGUCCAGACGCCGAGCAGGGCUAGCUUUAGCUCCAUGGCUGUCCCGACUCCGAGCAGGGCUGGCUUAGGCUCCAUGGCUGUCCAGCUGCGCAUAGCCACAGAUGAGCACUAUGACAGCUUCCUCCCAGAGCCCCACCUGCCCCUGGCUCUGCUCCUGGGCCGGCCCCUGUACCUGGAGCUGGUCUUGCUGAACCCCCCCGAGCCUGGCUCUGUGCUGCUCGUCCACCACUGCCUGGCCUACACACACUCUCCUCACACCGGCUGGAUGCUCGUCUACGACGGCUGUCCCAGAGACGGAGCACUCCCGGCCCCUCCCCCAAGCGACACCCGGAGGCUCACAGUCACCGCCUUCCAGGCCCUGUCCACACAGAGACCCCUCCCCCUCCAGACAGGAAGUACUACCCCCCACCCAGAGAACCCCGAGGUCCACUUCCUGUGCUCCACCGAGGUGUGUUCCCCCACAGACAGGGACUGCUCUGUGGGCUGCAUCGCUGUCAGGACCAAAGCUGCACCGUUGAGCUGAAUAAACAGUAAAUUGAUGAUG